Molecule: messenger RNA, 889 nt
Organism: Phytophthora infestans T30-4
Lineage: Eukaryota; Oomycota; Peronosporomycetes; Peronosporales; Peronosporaceae
Exons: 5
Coding region: 30-815 (261 amino acids)
Biological process (GO): pyruvate decarboxylation to acetyl-CoA
Cellular component (GO): mitochondrion; pyruvate dehydrogenase complex
Source: RefSeq, a predicted model, not a curated record
CUUAGAGUAACCAAUUGUUGGCAUCUGACAUGAUGCUGUCGUCUCGGGCUCUGGCGGCGCACGGCCACCGAAGAGUGGCACUGACUGUGAGACGCACGCUAGCGAAUGUACUGCAUUCAACCGCUCUCUUCUCCAUGGAUAGCGGAGUUCCGCCGAGCGAGGAGAAGCACAAGGAAGUGGACUUACCCAGUCACAUCAAGUUUCGAAUGCCGGAUCUGGACUUCAAGGAAGUGGGUAGUGGUGCCGGGGACACGACGCUGACGAAGUGGUACGUGCAGGAGGGGGCGGCUGUGACGGAUGGCACGCACAUGUGCGAGAUUGACACGCCGGACCUGUGCUUCCAGCUCGAGUCUGGUGACGAUGGAUUCGUCGCACGCUUAUUGGUGAAUGAGGGCUCCAGCAACGUUGCUCCAGGCCAGCCGCUGGCCAUUAUUGUGCCCACAGCGGGGGACAUUGAGCCGUUCGUGAGGAUAUUGACGAAAAAUCCGCGUUGCAUCGAAGGUGCAACUCAAGCGACCGAACCUGAAGUUGCAACAACGCCUUCUGCUGUUCCUCCCACUGAAAGUGCCGUGUCCAGUGACGUCUUGCGCAUGCUGAACAAGCUUCACAAGGAGGGACGUUUUGAAAACGAGAAGGCUCUUAAAAUGCUCAAGUCACUAGCCCGCAAGAAUGAUGAGCAGCUGCUCACGACGUACAAGGCCAGCUACGAGGAUGGCGUGCUGGAGGAAGUGGCAUUUGACAAAGCUUUUUUUGUGGAAAAUGCACUGGAACUCGCUGAGGAAGCCGCAACCCACAUUGACCCCAACGCAAAGUAGAGUGACGAAUAAGCUACACUGCGCGCCAGGUUAUUAUGACCACUAACUUUUUGGGGCAUAGCUCGGUCACUUCU